AAAAAAAACAAAUUGUAGGUUAAAUUUUUUUAAAAACAAAAUAAAACAGAAAAGAAACGAGAAAAAAAAAAAGCAAAACAAUCGGAGAAAGUUGAUGGAGGAGAUUGUUCGUUUUGUGAACGCUUCAAUGGCAUAAAUUUCCGGCCAUCACAUUUCUUCUACUUUCUCUUUCUCUCUCCCUUGUUGUUGUUCUCUAGAAUUCGAUUCAUCGUUGUUAACGUCGUCCAUUCUUCUUCUUUGAUCCCUUCUUUGAUCUCUCACAUUUCCGAUUCCAAUUUAGGGUUUCCUCUCUUUUCACAUUUCUAGGGUUUUUCUUGUUCCCUUUGUACCGGAGAUGGUGAAUUGAAAGGAAAAAUAAAACGCUUUUGAGAGCUUAUAUUUGAGGUUGUUUCCUCAGGUUUUGUAGAUCUGAGGUUGCUAUUUUUGAAUUAGAGAUUCUUUUUUUUUUUUUUCAAAAUUUUGUUUGUUGUGAUCAUACAUAGACGUACGUAGCUCCAUUUCUGGUGGAGAAGGAAGAAGAAGAGAAAUGAGCGCUUCGAGGUUCAUAAAGUGUGUCACCGUUGGCGACGGAGCUGUUGGUAAAACCUGUUUGCUGAUUUCUUACACCAGCAACACUUUUCCUACGGAUUAUGUACCGACUGUUUUCGAUAACUUUAGCGCAAAUGUGGUUGUUAAUGGAGCCACUGUGAAUCUUGGGCUAUGGGAUACCGCAGGGCAGGAGGAUUAUAACAGAUUAAGACCUUUGAGUUACCGCGGUGCUGAUGUUUUCAUCUUAGCAUUCUCUCUUAUCAGUAAGGCUAGUUAUGAGAAUGUCUCCAAGAAGUGGAUCCCAGAGCUGAAGCAUUAUGCCCCUGGUGUCCCUAUAGUUCUUGUUGGAACCAAACUAGAUCUUCGGGAUGACAAACAGUUCUUCAUUGACCACCCUGGCGCUGUACCAAUUACUACUGCUCAGGGAGAGGAACUGAAGAAACUAAUUGGAGCUCCCGCAUACAUCGAGUGCAGUUCAAAAACACAAGAGAACGUGAAAGGAGUAUUUGAUGCAGCGAUCCGAGUGGUUCUUCAACCUCCAAAGCAGAAGAAAAAGAAAAGCAAAGCACAAAAAGCCUGCUCCAUUUUGUAAUUUCUCUACGCUUCUCUUACGUAUCUCUCUCUGUCUCUCUGUCUCUUCCACUCUUCUAGUGAAGGCUUAAGAAGAAAACACAUUGGGCUUAAAAAUUGUUCCAGAGUUCGUUGUGAUAAGCUCUCUUAAUCCUUAAAAAAACGAUUAUUUCUGUUUAUUGAUGAAUAGUUUCCAGCUUUAGCUGAGACCUAAUAUUGCACUUACCACUUCUCUAUUCUUCCUUCGAUUUCAAUGACUAGUUGAAGAAAACAGAGAUGAUGGAUUUUCCACUUCAACUUUACUUAAGUCUACUAAUUUGAACAUAUUACUUGUUCUCAUUCUUCCAAUUCUAAUUUAAC
Molecule: messenger RNA, 1458 nt
Organism: Arabidopsis thaliana (thale cress)
Lineage: Eukaryota; Viridiplantae; Streptophyta; Magnoliopsida; Brassicales; Brassicaceae
Gene: ARAC1
Product: RAC-like 1
Exons: 7
Coding region: 527-1120 (197 amino acids)
Cellular component (GO): plasma membrane; membrane; cytoplasm
Molecular function (GO): G protein activity; GTPase activity; GTP binding
Source: RefSeq, marked reviewed